This is a messenger RNA of Stereum hirsutum FP-91666 SS1, 1701 nucleotides long. RefSeq names its product alpha/beta-hydrolase. The transcript is spliced from 13 exons. NCBI's taxonomy places the organism in Eukaryota, Fungi, Basidiomycota, Agaricomycetes, Russulales, Stereaceae. The coding region runs from base 1 to 1701 and encodes 566 amino acids. The record is from RefSeq and is a predicted model, not a curated record.
AUGUUCAGCACCACAUACGCUCGCGCCUUUCUGGCACUGGUACUUUGGACCGGCUUCACCUAUGCACUAACAAUCAGCUCGCCUCUUGGACCUGUAGUUGACCUCAGUUACGCCGCGUAUGCUGGUAACGCGACUUCACCCACCGGAGACGCGAACAGCAGUGUCGUUUUCUUUGGUGGAAUACCCUACGCGCAGGCUCCGCUAGGAAACUUGCGUUUUCGAGCCCCUCAGCCGUUGAACGAGACUGCGACGGGGAAUGGCACGGUUGUUGACGCGAGGAACUUUGCGACGCCGUGUAUACAGCAGCCUGCUGUACUUGGGGUAGGCUCCGAAGAUUGCUUACGCCUCAACGUUUGGAAACCGGCGAAUGCGACCGAAUCGUCUAACCUUCCCGUCGUCGUGUACAUUUAUGGUGGAGGACUCUACGCGGGUACCACCCAAGGCUUUCCCAUGUACGACUGGGUAGCCGAAAAUCAAGGUAUCGUGGCGGUGUCGGUUUCCUAUCGGCUCAAUGUACUUGGGUUUCUGUCUGGCUCUGCGGUAGGAGAGGCACCUGAUGCGGACUUCAAUGCUGGUCUGCUCGAUCAACGUGCAGCGUUGGAAUGGGUUCAACGCAAUAUUGGAAAGUUCGGAGGUGAUAAGGACCAAGUUACAAUUGACGGGGAAAGCGCGGGUGGGGCAAGUGUAGUUAUGCAGAUGGUGGCCUAUGGAGGUGAAAAGGGGGCGCCAUUCAAGAGAGUCGUAUCACAGUCUAUUGGAUAUGAUCCUUUGAUUGACCCUCUCAGUUCUCGUGCGGAGACACUAUUUGCCAACUUUUCCAUCGCUGUCGGCUGCUCAAAUGAUACGUCCAACGUCUCAGCACUCGCGUGCCUGAGGGAGGCUCCACUUGAAUCCAUUGUCACCGGGAUAAAUGCCAUCGGGAACGGUGAUAUUGAGGCAGUUGUAGACGGCAAUUUUCUCCCAGAUUUACCAUCGCACCUGAUCACGUCUGGGCGCUUCAGUACAGUGGAGUACAUGGGGGGCCACUGUACCCAUGAUGGUCGCACUUUUGCUGGUGGUAAACCAAGUCAGUUUGUGACAGACCAAGACAUCGUCGCCCUUACCUUCCCGCGAUGGCCUUACGUGACGAAUGAAACUCUCCAAGAAGUUUUCGAUUUUUACCCGAAGGUUAAUGCGACCGGAAGUCCAUUCGUAACAGAAUAUGACAGAGCAUGGACGAUCGCUGGUGAUGUGAUCUUCACCUGCAUGGAUCAACUCAUCGCCGACACUCUCGUGAGCAAGGGCGUCGAAAAUGUCUUUUCUUUCAGAUGGAACACACCGAAUCCGGUUCUCUUGGCUGCCUCUCCCUACCUCGGCGUUAUGCAUACAUCCGACCUUUACUACCUGUUCGAUGGAACAACUUCUGCAGCCAACGCGGGCUUCACUUUUACGCCAUUCAACACGUCUGAGGUUCUGCUCUCACACGAAGCAAUUGCGUACUGGACCUCGUUCGCAGCCACGGGCUCCCCCUCAACGUUACGAUCGCCCGGCUCAACUGCCUGGUCUCCGUACCUUUCAUCGGCCACAGACCGGCUCCGAAUGGUCUUAACCGUCGGUAAUGGCAACGUCACACAGAGCGGUCUCGAGCAGAAAACUCAAUUCGAGGUGGAUAGAUGCGCUUUCUGGAUGCAGGAUGGGAUCACAGCGCAAACCCGCGUCUAA